Molecule: messenger RNA, 1407 nt
Organism: Candidozyma haemuli
Lineage: Eukaryota; Fungi; Ascomycota; Pichiomycetes; Serinales; Metschnikowiaceae
Exons: 1
Coding region: 1-1407 (468 amino acids)
Biological process (GO): tRNA processing
Molecular function (GO): ATP binding; ligase activity, forming carbon-nitrogen bonds
Source: RefSeq, a predicted model, not a curated record
AUGUCAUAUAAACAAGUCUUCUACAACGAACUACGGCGAUGCUUCAAUGGGAAUGUGCCUGAUAAACUAUUAGUGGCCCUCUCGGGAGGAGUCGACUCCAUGUGCUUGACUUAUCUACUAGCUGAUUACAAACGUACAUACCAGCCUCUGCUAGACAUCCAUGCAUUAACCAUAGACCAUGGCUACCGAAAUGAAUCAACCCAAGAAGCCAAAGAGGUCGGGGAACAAGUCAGCCAGUGGGGGAUAAAGCACCAGAUAAAGAAGCUUGACUAUGGGAGGAACUUGAAUGAAAUCACGAAUUUCGAGGAAGUGGCUAGGACCCUUCGGUAUGAAGCAUUCCAGGAUUCAUGUCAUAAUCUAGGCAUAGGGUCAAUACUUGUGGCGCAUAAUCUUGAUGAUCAGAUCGAGACUUUUCUCCAAAGACUUCAAAUGAACUCAACUUUGUUUGGCUUGGCUAGUCUAAAAGGUCGUUCGCCCUUUCCAUCUAAACCUAGAGGACCGGUAGAGAGAAUGCCUCCUCUUACAGUCUGCCGGCCAGUUUUACUGUUGAGCAAGCCUGAGAUAAUACAGGUUUGUCAAAAAAACCAGGUCAAUUGGUUUGAAGAUAAGACAAAUGCAGACCCAACCGUGACGAAGCGUAACUGGUUACGGCAUCACUUACCUAAUAUUGAUGACAAGAAGCAUCCUUUGUCAAGAGAGCAGCUACUUCGAAGUAUCAAUGACAUUGGAAAUACUAGAGAAGUGUUAGAAAGUCACAUUGAUAAGUUGGACAAGUACAUCAGGACUUACGGAAACUUCAAAUUCGAUAAGGCACAAGCUGCGAUUAGUUUCACUGUGCCUUUGUCCUUCUGGUCCAAGCUCCAUGAGUCUGUCGCUGGUCGCUGGCUCUAUAACUUAAUGUAUCCUAUCUCAUCUUCCGAUAACUAUCAUUGGUCUUAUGCCAAAAUCGAACGCUUGGCUAUACCAAGGAUAAACGAGUUCUUGACGUCCCCAUCUAAUAACAAACUAUCCUUAACUUAUUUGAAUGUGAAGCUUGACAUUGAGAGUGCUGACCAUGAUACAUUGAACAUUCAGCUAUCUAGGCAACCUACGGAGCGCAGGUUGAGGGCAGCUUCUACAAUCGACCUCCACUUGACAGAAUCCCCGCUGGAAUGGGUUCUCUUUAAUAACAUCUGGUGGCUUUCAAUAAGUGAUAAAAAAGCCAGAAAGGUACGCAUAGAACAAUACAAUUCAAGCAUGAAAGCCAAGUUGUCUAAAACAUUUCCAAAGGUUCGCAGAGUUAGUCGUGGGAUUCCAAUCGUUAUUAACGAUACUAAUGAUGAAGUACUCGCCUUACCAACUCUUGGAAGUACUGUUCCGGGUGUCAAUGUUGAAUGGUAUGUAAAAGCAGCGAGCAAUGCCGAAUGA